Molecule: messenger RNA, 1119 nt
Organism: Diversispora eburnea
Lineage: Eukaryota; Fungi; Glomeromycota; Glomeromycetes; Diversisporales; Diversisporaceae
Source: the annotation of a GenBank genome assembly
AUGCCACCGUCUACAGAAAUAUCCAAGGAAUCUUCUAUACCUUCCAAAGAAGAUAAUAAUCCAGAUUAUCGCAAUCCUUUAUAUGUUGGAGAGUGGAAGAAAUCUAUUCCAUAUGUUGAUGAAGAUAUUGCAGUUGAUGAUCUGGAUGAACCACAUAUGAAGCGUAAAAUAACUAUUCUUCGUGAUUAUCCCGAAAUUGAAAAAUUAUAUGGAAUUGAUAUGACGACAAUUCCUAUUACCAUUAUAGCUGCUACCGCUCAAAUAAUUGCAUCAUAUGUUUUUGGUAAAAUAUUAAUUGAUUGGAAUUGGACGAUGGUAAUUUAUAGUUAUUUCCUUGGUGGUUCAUUAACUCAACUUUAUGGAGUGAUUAUUCACGAAGCGGCUCAUUGUUUAGCCGCACCCACAAGAUUUCAAAAUAGAAUUAUAGGAUUAAUAGCUAAUACCGCAUUACCAUUUCCUAUCGCUAUGUCAUUUCGUAGAUAUCAUUUAGAACAUCACACAUUUCAAGGGGUUGUGGGUUUAGAUCCUGAUUUACCUUUAGAAUGGGAAAAGAAAUUAGUACAAGGAAAUUCAUUAUUUAAAUUUUUAUGGUUAAAUGUUUAUCCCGUAAUGUAUGUUCUUAGAGGUUUGGUAAUGCAAAAGACUCCACAAUUUUGGGAAUACGUUAAUUGGAUUUAUACAAUAAUUGGAAAUUUUUUGAUUUAUUAUUUUUGUGGGGGAAGAGGAUUAUUUUACUUAUUUUUAUCUUUAUGGUUUGGUUACGGAGCACAUCCUGCUGCCGCUCAUUUCAUUCAAGAACAUUAUACUUUUGAUGAUGGACAGGAAACUUAUUCUUAUUAUGGAAUACUUAAUUAUUUCUUUAUGAAUAUUGGUUAUCAUAACGAACAUCAUGAUUUUACGAAAAUUCCUUGGUCGAGACUACCAAAAGUUCGUAAAAUAGCUUCAGAAUAUUAUGAUAAUCUUGCUUAUCAUACUUCAUGGUGUAUGGUUCUUUGGAAUUUUGUGACAAAAAUUCAAUACGGACCACAAAGUCGAGUAGGAAGAUCAGUUAAUGAUCAUAAAAAAGGAAGGAAAAUGUUGAGGGAUGUGAAAAAAUGGGUCUAUAGCUUAAAAAAAUAA